This is a messenger RNA of Armigeres subalbatus, 2142 nucleotides long. RefSeq names its product ER lumen protein-retaining receptor (gene KdelR). Gene Ontology annotation, cellular component: membrane; cis-Golgi network; endoplasmic reticulum. The record is from RefSeq and is a predicted model, not a curated record. The coding region runs from base 196 to 834 and encodes 212 amino acids. Gene Ontology annotation, molecular function: ER lumen protein retrieval receptor activity. The transcript has a single exon. Gene Ontology annotation, biological process: protein retention in ER lumen; endoplasmic reticulum to Golgi vesicle-mediated transport. Lineage: Eukaryota; Metazoa; Arthropoda; Insecta; Diptera; Culicidae.
AAUUGCCAUCUUGGUAGAAGAAGAGUGUUUACACGUCAGUCGGUCCGGUUUGGGUUGAAAAUUCUGCAAUUUUCUCAUUUUCCGGUGAUUUUACGGGAAAAUUAGGCUUCCCGGUUGUGACCCACGGGAAGGUGAAUUUUCGUGGCGCUGUUUCAGUGUACUUUUGUGUAGAAUUGCAGUGGCAAAGUAGUAAAAAUGAAUAUUUUCCGAUUGGCCGGUGACUUGUCACAUCUUCUAGCCAUUAUCCUGCUGCUGAUAAAAAUAUGGAAGACGAGGUCGUGCGCUGGAAUCUCUGGCAAGUCACAGAUCCUAUUCGCCGUCGUGUACGUGAGCCGCUAUCUGGAUUUAGUCACGACGUUCAUCAGUCUGUAUAACACUCUGAUGAAGUUGGUAUUCAUCACCUCGUCAAUUGCCACCAUCUAUCUGAUGUACGUCAAGUUUAAGGCGACUUAUGACCACAACCACGAUUCGUUCCGCAUCGAGUUCCUGCUGCUGCCGUGCUUUGUGCUGGCCCUGCUGAUCAACGCUAGCUUCACGCCGCUGGAAGUGCUGUGGACGUUCUCGAUUUAUCUGGAGGCGGUGGCCAUUUUGCCUCAGUUGUUCCUCGUCAGCAAAACGGGCGAGGCGGAAAGUAUUACCAGUCAUUACUUGUUUGCGCUAGGUUCCUAUCGGGCCCUGUAUCUGUUGAACUGGAUCUACCGAUACUACGCCGAGGGACACUAUGAUCUGAUUGCAAUCUUUGCCGGAGCCAUUCAGACGAUCUUGUACUGCGAUUUCUUCUACCUCUACAUUACCAAGGUGCUGAAGGGCAAGAAACUGCAACUUCCGGCGUAAAGUGGUGGUAUUGAGACCGGGAGAAAUGUAGGACGAAGACUUUUCUCUAAUUAACCAACAUUCGUUAUAGUAGUGUAUUCUUCACAAUUUUUCAAAAAUAAAGGAGAUCGACAACUACAGUAACCCGACGUACGCCGAGGGAAGCAUUAGAAUGUAAUCGUGGAAAUUGAUAACAGCAAUUAAAUGAGAUAAACAGAAGGAUUGCAAUUACAAGAAAGAAAACACAUUAAAGUAUCUGAAUUUGAUAACUUUGUAGUAGUUUGUAGCUUGAGAACUGAAAAAAUGUCAGAUACUGUGAAUGGUUUAAAAUCAAUUCCGGUUCACUUGUAAAAUCAUCUAUCCGGUCUAAUGGGAGUUAUUUUUUGUUCUGGAACGCAAAUAAAUGUGUGCUUUGUGGGAAAUAAACAAUAGUAUUCAGAAACAUUCAAGUUACAGAGAAAAUGUGAAGACGAUAAGUUAUCCACCUUCUGUGUGGAGGGGAUUGAACUAUCAAAACCCUGAACAAGAAAAAAGAAGUUCGAUGACAUAUAUUGCAUACUGAUUUAGAAUACAAUAGUUUAGAUUGAAAAUAUUCUGUUCAAACAAUUUAAUUUCAUGCGAAGUUUAAUUUCAAAGUGGUCGAGUCGCUAUAUUCGAGUUGUUUCAGUUUGUUACAUCAAAGAACCAAACGGGAAUAAUUGUUUAGUAGAAGAUACAUAGCAGAAAGUAGUAAGCCAAGCAAACAAACAGCAGUUUACCCUACCGAUAUAUGGCGUCUAACAGUCGAUGAUGUGCAGAUUCAGACUGUGAGGCAUAAAUUAAUCGUAUAUUUAAAAAGAAUCCAAAAUCAAAGUAGUUAUUUUAAAAGUUUACCUAACUUAAUAUUUUAUGUUUACGCAAUUUCAACAAAUCCUACGAGUGGGGUACAGAAUGACUAUUUUUUCUACUUUAUAAUCGACGUGUUAUUUCUUUACAGAUCACUUGUAGAAUAGGUUGAAUUAUUGUCUAUAGUAAUACAUUUUUUUUUCUAUUCGUUUCGACGUACUAUAAGAAGGUCGAGUAUGUGUAGAUUCAUCAUACGCUGCCCUAAGUAUAAGGAGGUAGAAUUGAUUCUGAAGAAGAUGUCUUCUCAAAUCACCGUUGUGAAGGAAACGCAAUGAUUAUUAACACAAACAGCGCUAGGCGGAUGAUUAAAGUAAGCAAACUCCCUUACAAUCUUCUAUUUCUUAAAAUUUAAUAUUUUACUGCUACACUGUAAUUCAUGCAAAAUGAAAAAGGUAAUGAUAAUGAGGUAAUACAUGAAUAAAGAAUGGAAAUUCCACUCACUAA